Messenger RNA from Rana temporaria (common frog), 3197 nucleotides. It is a transcript of the gene KIF3A, whose product is annotated as kinesin family member 3A. The transcript is spliced from 19 exons. NCBI's taxonomy places the organism in Eukaryota, Metazoa, Chordata, Amphibia, Anura, Ranidae. Gene Ontology annotation, biological process: microtubule-based movement. The coding region runs from base 147 to 2321 and encodes 724 amino acids. The record is from RefSeq and is a predicted model, not a curated record. Gene Ontology annotation, molecular function: microtubule binding; microtubule motor activity; ATP binding.
GUCAGGAACGCUGUCACUCCAGCUAGCCUUUUCUCCAGGCGCAUGCGUAGUGUGUGAAGCGGAGGUGCUGGUCCAGAGAUUUGGGGUGUCCGUUCUAGCGGUGUCAGCGGUUAUCCGGGCUCACCUGCUCCUGGAACAGUGCAAACAUGCCGAUCAACAAAGCAGAGAAACCUGAAUCCUGUGAUAAUGUGAAAGUUGUAGUUCGAUGUCGUCCGUUGAAUGAGCGAGAGAAAGUUAUGGGCAGCAGGAUGGCUGUAAAUGUUGAUGAAAUGAGGGGAACUAUUGCUGUUCACAAAGUAGACUCUAUGAAUGAGCCCCCAAAGACUUUUACGUUUGACACAGUGUUUGGAAUAGACAGUAACCAGCUGGAUGUUUACAAUUUAACAGCCAGGCCAAUCAUUGACUCUGUGCUAGAAGGCUACAAUGGUACUAUAUUUGCCUAUGGACAGACAGGCACUGGUAAAACAUUUACCAUGGAAGGUGUUCGGGCUGUUCCAGAGCUCAGAGGAAUCAUCCCUAAUUCAUUUGCUCACGUAUUUGGUCAUAUUGCUAAGGCAGAGGGAGAUACAAGGUUUUUGGUCAGAGUGUCUUAUUUGGAGAUUUAUAAUGAGGAAGUACGGGACUUGCUCGGUAAAGACCAGACACAGAGACUAGAGGUUAAAGAAAGACCAGAUGUGGGAGUUUACAUCAAGGACUUAUCGGGCUAUGUAGUAAACAAUGCAGAUGAUAUGGACCGGAUUAUGACUUUGGGUCAUAAAAAUCGGUCUGUUGGGGCCACAAACAUGAAUGAGCACAGUUCUCGUUCCCAUGCAAUCUUCACUAUCACCAUAGAGUGCAGUGAGAAGGGAGCCGAUGGCAACAUGCAUGUACGAAUGGGAAAACUGCAUCUUGUAGAUCUUGCGGGUUCUGAAAGGCAAACAAAGACCGGAGCAACUGGACAAAGACUAAAAGAAGCCACAAAAAUAAAUUUGUCACUUUCCACCCUGGGAAAUGUAAUCUCCGCCCUGGUUGAUGGGAAGAGCACUCACGUGCCAUAUAGGAACUCCAAACUUACGCGACUGUUGCAGGAUUCACUGGGAGGGAAUUCCAAGACAAUGAUGUGCGCAAACAUCGGUCCUGCAGAUUACAACUAUGAUGAGACAAUCAGCACCCUCCGCUAUGCAAACCGAGCAAAAAAUAUCAAAAAUAAGGCCAGAAUCAAUGAAGAUCCUAAAGAUGCCCUUUUGCGCCAGUUUCAGAAGGAAAUUGAAGAACUCAAAAAGAAACUUGAUCAAGGAGAGGAAAUUUCUGGUUCUGAAGAUAGUGGAUCAGAAGAGGAUGACGAUGAAGAUGGAGAAAUUGGAGAGGAUGGAGAAAAGAAAAAAAGACGAAGAGGCAGUAGCAGCAGUAGCAACUCAGACUCCACAGUGAUAGAGAGACCAGUGGAUAAGAAGUUACCUAAACCAACAGGCAAGAAAAAGGUAUCCCCUGAUAAAAUGGCAGAGAUGCAAGCACGAAUCGAUGAAGAAAGGAAGGCUCUCGAAGCAAAACUUGAUAUGGAGGAAGAAGAAAGAAAUAAAGCAAGAGCAGAACUGGAGAAGAGAGAGAAAGACCUGCUAAAAGCACAACAAGAACACCAGUCCCUUCUAGAGAAACUUUCUGCCUUGGAGAAGAAGGUCAUUGUUGGUGGGGUGGAUUUACUGGCUAAAGCAGAGGAACAAGAACGGCUUUUAGAGGAAUCAAAUACUGAACUUGAAGAACGUAGAAGGAGAGCAGAGAAGCUUCGCAGGGAACUAGAGGAGAAGGAGCAAGAACGGUUAGACAUUGAAGAAAAGUACACAAGCUUACAGGAGGAGGCGCAGGGUAAAACCAAAAAGUUGAAAAAAGUGUGGACCAUGCUAAUGGCAGCCAAGUCUGAGAUGGCCGAUCUGCAGCAAGAACACCAAAGAGAAAUAGAGGGGCUAUUGGAGAACAUCAGGCAGCUAAGUCGAGAGCUUCGUCUUCAGAUGAUCAUUAUUGAUAAUUUUAUUCCCCAAGACUAUCAGGAAAUGAUUGAAAAUUAUGUACACUGGAAUGAAGAUAUUGGUGAAUGGCAAUUGAAAUGUGUUGCAUACACUGGAAACAAUAUGAGAAAGCAAACCCCCAUACCAGACAAGAAAGAGAAGGAUCCUUUUGAAGUUGACCUGUCUCAUGUAUAUUUGGCUUACACUGAGGAGAGUCUGCGACAGUCCCUGAUGAAGCUUGAAAGACCUAGAACAUCAAAAGGAAAAUUAAGACCCAAAACCGGUCGUAGAAAGCGUUCUUCGAAACCAGAAGCUGUGAUAGACUCCUUAUUACAGUAACUGACCAUUCUACAGGAUUAUGAAGAAUAUCUCUUGUCCAUUUAAGAUUAUGAAUUGUAACUGACUUUGGUAUUUCAGUGCAAUGUUAAUUGCCAGGUGGCCCGUUGAGGUAUGCUGUGUAUAGGCCAUGUAGGAUAUCUGAUGUGUUGCAGAAAGACCGUUUUUAUAAUGAACAUAUUUUGUCUUAUUAAUUUGUUGUGCAGUGUCUCACUGUCUUGUGUAAGCAGUACCUAAGUUUCAGUUUCUGCUGUUCUACUCACAUUUCACUCUCCUCAUAGAUAUAAUGUAGAAAGUCGCCUAGAGUAGAGCUCUUCAAUAAUAUUUCAAACAUUUUGCCAAUAUAACUAUUAAUCUGAUUGUGUCCAAAAGUGCAAUGCUUUUAUCUUCUCAGUUGUACUUCUAGUGCAUUAUGUCAAAAACUGGUAGAUUUUUAUUUUAUUCACGCAGUAAAGCAGAUAAAUAAACAAAAGAUUUUUGUUCAUGCACCAAUAUAAAGUUGUUUGAUGUUGUAUUUGACUUUACUCCUGCACAUGCAGUAGUUUUUGUUGGCCUAAAAAGAUAUUUCCAUAAUCAUUCAUAGGAUUACUGGAUACGAAGUCCAUGUCAAGCUCCAGUCAAAAUGAUGUUUUGGAUAGAAUUGAAUAGUGUUGGAAAUACUGUUAAGACCUUUAUUGCUGUCUGCAUCACAGUUGGUGAGUUUUCCUCUCACUUACUGUCCCAGUGAUAGUGGUCAUCGGAGCAGUUAGUCAAUGGAAACUGAACAACUGAGACAUGGACAGUAAUAAAAAGUUAACAAAGGUUUACAUUUUUAAGUUCUGAUACGAUCCACCAAUCUUUACAUAUAUCCAUGAAUGUUAGUAAAUUAUUUUGUAUAUA